This is a messenger RNA of Neoarius graeffei (lesser salmon catfish), 6380 nucleotides long. RefSeq names its product regulator of calcineurin 3 (gene rcan3). NCBI's taxonomy places the organism in Eukaryota, Metazoa, Chordata, Actinopteri, Siluriformes, Ariidae. Gene Ontology annotation, molecular function: nucleic acid binding; calcium-dependent protein serine/threonine phosphatase regulator activity. Gene Ontology annotation, biological process: calcium-mediated signaling. The coding region runs from base 144 to 851 and encodes 235 amino acids. The record is from RefSeq and is a predicted model, not a curated record. Gene Ontology annotation, cellular component: nucleus; cytoplasm. The transcript is spliced from 5 exons.
AGGAAGGGGCUGAGCGGCCGCUGCUCUGGCAACUCGCACCCUUCUGACAGGAAAUGGCGACAGGCUCGGGCUGAAGGCUCUGACCCGCACUCCGGACGCCGGGUUGGGGAUUUUAUUUUAUUUUGAAUUUGUUUCGCAGGCCGAUGAAGAUGAUGCGUGAUGGACUGAAGCUGUGGAGCAAUGGCUCAGAGGCCCACAGCAGUGACCCUGAGGAAGAUGAGGAUGAGGAAGAGAUGUUGUUUGGGGAGAAUGAUGAUGAGUCAGAGGACAUGAUGGACUUGAGUGACCUGCCCACCUCACUGUUCGCCUGUUGUGUACACGAGGCCGUGUUUGAGGAGGACAGGCAGCGGGAGCGUUUCGAGUCACUGUUUCGGAUCUAUGAUGAUCAAACAUCCUUCCAGAUGUUUAAGAGUUUCCGGAGAGUGCGGAUCAGCUUCAGUACGCCAGAGGCCGCUGCACGCGCUCGCAUCGAGCUCCACGAGUCUGAGUUCAACGGCGCCAAACUCAAACUUUAUUUCGCACAGGUGCAGAACUCAGGUGAGGAUGUGGAUAAGGCGUAUCUGGCCCCGCCCCAACCUGUGAAGCAGUUCCUCAUCUCUCCACCCUCUUCCCCACCUGUGGGGUGGAGCCAAAGUGAAGACGCCACCCCUGUCAUCAACUAUGACCUUCUGUGUGCCGUGGCCAAACUGGGCCCAGGUGAGAAAUACGAGCUGCACGCAGGUACAGAUUCGACUCCCAGCGUGGUUGUGCACGUGUGUGAGAGUGAGACGGAGGAAGAAGACGAGGCCCGACCCAAGAUGAAAAUCGUCCAGACACGACGUCCCGACAGCCCUCCGAAAGUCUACAACUAAACCCACCUCUCUGCACGCGUCCUCUGUCUAAAUCUGUCUCUCUCUCUCUCUCAUAUGGAGGCAAAGGCACCCUUCAUUUCAGCUCUAAUUUAAAAAAAGAAAAAACUUAUAAAAUUGAAAAGAAAUUUAGAGGGGAGAGCGAUUCUCGCUCACGAUGGGAAAGGACGGACCGAGUUAGUCUUGACUGGAAGAACUGACACACAGACACGUCACCGUCUCACAGAAAAGCAAAGGUAGCAUGGAAUGGGGGGGUAGGGGGUAAGAAACCUCCUGCAAUCAGAGCACUUUCCAUCCACUCAUUCACACACUCCCGUAGACUCGCACUCGUGUAGCGUUAGAGGAUCAGUAGAAAUCUAAAUGUAUCUAAAUGUAGUCGUAGAUGCUGAAGUAGUGGUUUCAUAUCAGACUUUUUCUUUUGAGCAUUCAGUAACUGAUCAUAAGGAAGAGGAGGAAGGGAAGCAGUGUUUUCUUUUUUGCAGAUUUUGACUCCUGUCACAUAUCUGGUGAUGUGCUGGGUUUGUAUAGUCCACGUGAUCCGGGUGUGUGUGUGUGUGUGUGUUAGUGAUGCAUUAAGAUGCAGAGAGAAAGCGAGACGUUAAUGGUACACACACCUCCUGCAGUUGCUGGCUUCUGGAAGGGUUGGUUGGAAUAUUAUUAUUAUUAUUUUUUUUUUUUACUUAUAAACUUGGAAAUGUUUGUUUACCAAACGAUAUGUGUGUUGUUGUGAUUUAAUAUUGUUCUUUCCAUGUAUUUGAUACCACAAGCAUUCUUUGCAUGUUAACUGCUGUAGCUGAACACGGAGUGUUUUAUACUGAACGACAGAAAUCAAACAAUCCUGAAGUUAGCCUUCAGUGCUAAUCCUGCGGCUGCUCGGGGGUCUCGAAGGCUGUAAAGGCAUUACCAUCGGAGCGAUUGUCUGUAUAUCUGUGUAUAUAGAGCUUUUUCUCUCUUUUUUCUUUUCCUUUUUUUUGUAGAGCUAGCAGCUUCCUGAAAAUAAAAAGAGGAGGAAAUCUUUUGUGCAAUUUUUUUUCCAGUUCUUUGAGUCCUUUCUUAGCACUGUGCUUUCAGUCUGUUUCUGCUCAGCUUGCUUGAUGUUUUAUGAAAUCAGAGAUUUCAACCUGUUUGGGGGUAUUGUCAUUUACAAGAACAAAAAGCAAAAAAGCAUAAACACUCAACUGAUGAAUAGGCGUCACAUAAAAUGCCCUUUAACUUGUAAAAUAAUUAGGAUUUUGUGACGUAAAAAGAGAGUCGUAUGGCGGGAAAGCAGCGUAAAAUUAGUUUGGUGUAGGAAAUGUGGUUUUACCUUGCAGGUGCGUUAUAGGACACAUUGGCUUGUGUAAAUCCUGUAAGACGGUCCUAUGAAGGGUUAAUUUUGCUCACUGUAUCCUCUGUUUGUUCUCUUGAAGCAAACUCUUCAGCCAGCUGCACCAGCACAAUGUUCUUUCAGAAGCUAGUUUAGAUGUAAAUGGACGCCAUGUUUAAAAAAAAAAAAAAGCCUUAACCAAUGGAAGGUUGUUAAAAAAGCCUGUUCAAACUGGACAAUGCAAAAGAACACUUACACCUAAACCUCCACUUUGUUUUCUUUGCAACUUUAGUAGGAUAAUUUCUUCAUAUACAGUACUAAUCAAAAGUUUGUACACCCCUACUCUACUCAUUCAUAGGUUUUUCUAUACUUUGAUUAUUUUCUACAUUGUAGAACAAAACUGAAGACAGCACUAUGGAAUAACAUCUGGAACAUGUAUGGAAUUAUGUGGUAAACAAAAAAGCGUUAAAAAUGUUUAGUAUUUUAGAUUCUUCAGCUUAUCCAGCGUUCCCUUGAUGACGCUUUGUACACUAUUGGCAUUCUCUUAACCAGCUUCAUGAGGGAGUCACCUGGAACGCUUUUCAAUUAACAGCUGUGUCUCAUCAAAAGUUAAUUAGUGGAUGAGUUUCUUGCCGGCUUAAUUAUUGUUUGAGAUCAAAUAAUCAAAUAGCCCUAUUCCAUCCACACUUGUAGUAAUCCAUACAGUGUUAUGUCAAGAACUGAACAACUCAGUGAAGAGAAACAGCAUCCAUCAUUACCGUUCUUUAAGACUGGAAGUGACUUUUAAUUAAUAAAAAUAAAGAAAAAAACCAUUGAAUUAAAUAGAAGGUGUGUCCAAACUUUUGACUGAUGCUGUAUAUGAUCACUGCUCAUGGACAGCUCACAGAAAAAUAUUUUUAAAGUAGUAAAUAUACUCUUUACUUUGUUGUUUGUUGUGCAAAAUAUCCUCAGACUAUAAUAAUAUACAGUAAUAUAAGGCGAUAUACACCACAAAGCGGUUUUAAAAGAUAACCAUUAAACUAAUAUUAUACUGUCUGAAAAGCACACUGAUGUGUGGAUUAGUGGAAUAGGUGUUAGUUAUUUUUCCAUUGAUGAUUUGUUAGUAAAACGCUGUUAAAUUUGUGACUUUAGAGCCCAAGCAGUACAAGAGAUGGAUAAAAUGAGUCAUGGUUUUUAUUUUAAGGCACAAUCCAGUUGAUUUUGGUCAUUGAUCGAGGUGAUGUAUGACUAGCUUGAAGUCAUUACUACGGUAGUUACAGCAGACCUUACAGUAGGUGUCUGAUGCAGCUGAAAUUCUACACCCUGCUAGUUUCUACUCAGUGUAUGGUUUUGGACUGACUUGUAGUCAAGCUUGCGUUCUGCUGGUGCAACAGUUGAGAAUUGAGCCCAUGAAUAAUAAUAAUGUAUUAUUAUUAUUAUUAUUAUUAUUUCAGUUUAUUAUUAUUAUUAUUAUUAUUAUUGAUCUGUCAUUAUUUGCAUGACUCUGUAAACAUGAGCUGACAAAAUGACAACCAUAAUGUCACAGUGAAUGUAAAUCAACCACAAAGCAAGAACUAAGAAUAUGAAUGCAGAUCAGAAGCUCAUGUAUAUUUUGUACAGUGGAGAGAAAAUAUUGAAAUGAGGUUCGAUUCCUGGCCACAAUAUGUUGAUUGCUUUGUAUGAUACCUUGUCAGUGUUGUCACUUCUUGUAAGCAGCUUGGACAUUAUCAUUUUAUAUCAUUCUCUCUCUCUCUCUCUCUCUCUCUCUCUCUCUCUCUCUCUCUCACAGUGUCAUCCAUUGUGUCCUUUUCCAUGCCAUUUGCUGUGUCAUUCUUGCUGUCAUUUUAAUGACACUAUACCUGUUGUCUCAUCAUGCUGUUCUUCCUGUCGUGUUGAAAUUGACAAGCCUGUAUAAACGUCUUGGCUUGACUGGUCGCAGAACGGCUUCACAGGGACAGAUGCUUAUUGAUUUCCCUGUAAACUGGUUUGAGUGUUCUCAAAAGUCGAGUUAAGUCAUGUGUUGGUGUUGUUCGGAGAUGUUUUCAUGGAUGAAGGAAAUAAGCGCACAGCUUUUAAUUUGUUCAGAGUACUUAUUUACUCGUGCUUUAUAUACAGUGUGUGUGUAUAUGUAUAUACCAUCCAUCAACAAAGCAGACGAGAGGAUAAAUGACACAAAUAAAGAACAGGAUUAAUGUAACAGGCAGAUGAAAGGACAUCAAGGCAACAGUAUGACAAAGCCAGACACACUCUAAAAAAUAAAGGUGCUUCAGUGGUUCUUCAAAUCUCUGGAUGGUUCCAUAGAGAGUCAAAACUCUGUGAUGAACCAUUACAUUAUGCGAAAGGUUCUUCACAUUGGAAAUGGUUCUUCAGAGCCUGGCAUUCUCUUACCAUUUGCUGGUCAGUGCACAUAGGCUAUGUUUACACAAAUCUGUCUUCACUGCUCAAACAAAUGGUUUAAAUGGUUCUUUAAAGAACUGUUGCAUGAACGGUUCUUUGAAGCCCUGAAAAAGGUUCUUCUAUGGCAUCGCCCUGAAGAACCGGUACUGGCACCAUUAUUUUUUAGAGUGCACACAGUCCUGUGCAAAAGUCUUGGGCCCCCUAUAUUUUUUUUCAUACAAACUUUGUUAUAGAUUUCUGUUUUAUGACUUUACAUUAUCGAGUCAGUACAAAAACAUUUUAGAGUCCAAACGUUCGUUUUCCAGCACAAAAUUAAAUGUUACAGAAAACAAAUGUUUGUAUCUGAGCAGCAUAUUCCAUAAGAGAGCACUUUUCAGAUGAAAAAAGAAAGCAUAAUGAAGGCUGCUGGGUUUUGGUGUAAAAUGAAGAAGUGAGUGUGACAGUCAAAGUGUCCAGAAGAACUGUGGCUGGUUCUGUAAGAUGCUCAAGAAAACCUACAGAUCAUUUCCACAUAAAACUGACCUCACUGGACCUGAGACGGAUUUAUUUUAAAGCAAAUAUUGACUUUGUUUCAUUUAUUAUGGCUUACUGAUUACUGUUUAUAGUAUUUUUUUAACGUUAACAUUUCAUGUCAUUAUUUUUAAGUCAUUUGUGGUCGACAGCAUUUCUUUUCAUGUGCCUCAGACUUUUGCACUGAACUGUACAUCCAGGACAAAUCAGUAGCCUGAGAGUCCAAGCAGGUUUACUGUGAGGACGAUAGUUGUCUCCUCCAGAAUAUUUUUAACCCAGUUACUGUUAAAACUAAAGUAUGUGAGUGAUUGACUGACUGGGUGAGCACACUGGAGCUUCUCCUUGCUAAUAAGUGUAUAAUUUGUCCACCCCUGCACAUCAGUAUUGUAUAAUGCAUUCAACAUGUUCUUGGUAGUAAUGGGACCUCGGACUUUUCUGAGAGAGGAAGGUGCUAAUGUGAUCACAAAGCCUUUCGGUAACGAUGAGUCGAACAAAAGUUGUCCUGUGUGUGAAAGACAACCUUAAAAUGAAUAAAUCACUCAAGAUUACACAUUAAGCACAUGAUCUGUUCGAAGCUGAGCGAGGAUUUCAACAUAACCACAUGCUAGUUCAAAUGUGUUCCUCUGUAAAAAAAGAAAAAAAGAUGCUUUUAGCAUGUGAAAGAAACUUUUAUCCAAUACAAGAAAUCAAGCAAAAUCUCAUCCCAUGCACGUAAACAGAUAAACUGUGAUUUGUCACCCGCAUCAGACGUCUGUGCUUUGGCUGAUCGCUUCAUGUUGUCGUUUUCCUCGGUGUCAAACCAAUGAAGCCGAGCCUUUUCUGAGAAGCCAAAAAAAAAGUGCAUGUAUAAGUGAAUCGGCUACCUCUGAGGGCUCGUGUCAUGAAAGCACUUUAUUACUGCUGAAGUUGUAUCUUUGAGCUGUACAUCAUUUUCAUUUUGUUUGUUCAGUUGAUUUCACAGAGCCUCGUCACCAGCACAAGACUGAUUUGAGUGUACUGUUCACUCAGUGCUGCUGUUUUACCUGCUUGUUUUGUCUCGGCAGCAUGAGGCCUCUGUGUACAGAGAGAAACAAUGUGGUGUUGUUAAAACAUCUGGGCGAGUGUGUGUGUGUGUGUGUGUGUGUGUGUAGGCUGUUUGAUGUUGCGAGUGUACAUGUACACCUUAAAAAGAGACCGAGAGAACCAUAACAACAGAGCAUCUGGCUUUUCCCGCAGGUCACAAUGCUGAUGACAAUGAUGCUUUGUUGUUUUUCUGUUUGUUUUGUUUUUUACUUCUUGUGUGGCUUCACAUUUCUGUAUUAAAAAAAAAAAUGCGACAUGUCAGACUUUGUAAUGUGAUG